AUGAAGUAUUUCUUAUUUAAAUUGAUAUUAUUUAUUUUUUCCCUAGAUUUUUCAGAUGAAAAAAAAAACAUCAAUGUAAUAAAUAAAGAAUUGUACUUGAAUAAAGUGAAUGAUAAUAUAAAAAGAAAAAUUAACUAUAUAUAUUUUUUAAAAAACAAAUAUUCAGAAAAAAAAGAAAAAAAACAAAGAAAAUUAUAUAAAUUCCUAUUUAUAAAAAUGAAUAUUAAUUUUAUAAAAAAUAUGAAUAAUUUCAAAUUAUAUGUUCGUGGAAUAACUAAUAUCAAGCCGAAAACAAAUAAAUCAAUAGCUAAACGAUUUAAAAUAACAAAAAAUGGAAAACUAAUUAGAAAAAAAGCUGGUAGAAAUCAUAUGUUAAGAAAAAAAACUUCAUCUAAUAAAUCUUCAUUAAGGAAAAGAACUACAAUAGCUUCUGGAAGAAUAGCAAAAAAAUAUAAAAGUGUUAUUUUUAAAUAG
Plasmodium relictum is the source of this 474-nucleotide messenger RNA. Its product is annotated as apicoplast ribosomal protein L35 precursor, putative. The record is from RefSeq and is a predicted model, not a curated record. Gene Ontology annotation, cellular component: ribosome; large ribosomal subunit. The transcript has a single exon. Gene Ontology annotation, molecular function: structural constituent of ribosome. Gene Ontology annotation, biological process: translation. Bases 1 to 474 code for a protein of 157 amino acids. NCBI's taxonomy places the organism in Eukaryota, Apicomplexa, Aconoidasida, Haemosporida, Plasmodiidae.